AUGGGUAUUCAAGUGAAUAGCAUCAAGUUUGACCACUUUGUUGAUGAAAAGAAUGAGCUGAAGUCUUUGGCAGGAACAAGUAAAAAAUCUGUAACUGUUAUUAAAAUAUUCUAUCGCACAGGUUCCGGAUGGUUUGUGUCAGCUUUUCUCGUGGUCAACGCGACACUGGGAGCCGGACUUCUAAACCUCCCUGUAGCCUACCAUCAGGCUGGUGGGGUCUUGUCAGCUGUGAUAGUCCAAACCGUAAUGCUGGUAUUUAUUGUGUUGACUCUACUCAUCCUUGGGUACUGUUCUGACAUCAAGGGAAGCAACACCUACCAAGACGUGGUUCUCUCCCUGUGUGGACCUAAAGCCCAGCUAGCUUGUGCUGUCUGUGUCUCACUCUUCAGCUUUGGCUUGUGUAUCACGCUCCUCAUUAUAAUAGGCGACCAGUGGGAAAUAUUUUUCCUGAAAGUAGCCUAUGACGUCUACUGUAAAACAAACCCAUUCUACAUGACAAGAGCUUUCACUAUAUCAGCCACAUCCAUAGUCUUUAUACUGCCGUUAUGUUUUCCUAAAAGAAUCGAUUUUUUAAGAUACGCCAGUGUUGUUGGUGUUCUGGGAAUCUUGUACGUUGUCGUACUUGUCACCGUCCGAUAUUUCCUGCCUCACGACAGCCCUGGUACCAUCGCCACACGGCCGAAUUCAUGGGUUGAUGUUUUUCUUGUAGUUCCAGAAAUUUGUUUUUCUUAUCAGUGUCAUGUCAGUAUCAUCCCUGUAUACUCGUGUAUGGCCAAGCGUAACAUUAAAGAGUUCUCUAAAACAGUAUCACUUGCUAUGAUAUUGUGUAUCAUAACUUACACAGUCACAGCAGCUCUUGGCUAUCUACAGUUUGGUAACAGCAUUACAAAUGACAUACUGCUGUCGUUUAACCCUACAGCUGAGGUGAUGGUGGCUGUAGUUCUUGUGGCUGUCAAGACUUACACCACAUAUCCUAUAACAUGCUUUUGUGGCAAGGCUGCACUUGACACAGUAUGGAAAACGCUUCGGAAAAUGACCCCAGAGGAAAGUUUUCACAGAGAAAAGACGAGACGUGUCAUAACGACAUUGGUGUGGUUCACCUUGACCCUGCUGUUCUCUAUCUACAUCCCCAAUAUAGGCGUGGUCAUACAACUCCUGGGGGCAUUAGCUGCAGUCUUUAUUUUUAUAUUUCCAGGUCUUUGCUUGUUAAAGAUUACGGAAAACAGAAUCGACUCGUGCGAGAAUCAACCCAAGACAGUGUACUUGUUAAAGGGGAUGGCUAUCGUCCUUCUGAUUGUUGGUGUGUUUAUCUUUGGCCUGACAUUGUCACAGGCUGUUAUACAAGACAUUCGUGGUGUUGUGUUAGACCAUUCGGAGUUUACGUGUGCCUAG
Physella acuta is the source of this 1392-nucleotide messenger RNA. RefSeq names its product sodium-coupled neutral amino acid transporter 7. NCBI's taxonomy places the organism in Eukaryota, Metazoa, Mollusca, Gastropoda, Physidae. Gene Ontology annotation, biological process: amino acid transmembrane transport. Gene Ontology annotation, molecular function: L-amino acid transmembrane transporter activity. The record is from RefSeq and is a predicted model, not a curated record. Gene Ontology annotation, cellular component: membrane.